Molecule: messenger RNA, 1432 nt
Organism: Vanrija pseudolonga
Lineage: Eukaryota; Fungi; Basidiomycota; Tremellomycetes; Trichosporonales; Trichosporonaceae
Gene: pex2
Product: Peroxisome biogenesis factor 2
Exons: 3
Coding region: 82-1404 (440 amino acids)
Biological process (GO): protein import into peroxisome matrix
Cellular component (GO): peroxisomal membrane
Molecular function (GO): zinc ion binding
Source: RefSeq, a predicted model, not a curated record
CACCGCCGCAGUCGCCGCCGACACCGACCAUCUCGCUGACAUUUGGCCUGCGCCAGUCCUCAUCUCUCAACCCACCCACUAAUGACAGUCACGAUAGAGACAAUAGCGGUGACACCGGCUCCAGCGUCCCAGACGCGGCCGUACGAGCCGCGCGCGCCGCUCGUGAACCAGGUCGACGCCGAGGGGCUCGACGACGGUAUCGCCAGUCUGUUGUCGGACGGUGUCGAGCGCGCCGUGUCGCGGUUUCGACCAUCCCUCGCGCCAGACUUCAAGCCCGAGAUCGAGCUCGUGCUCAAGGCGGCUGUGUUCGCCGCCGGUGUGCUCUCAUCUUCGGCGGCUAGCCCCGGCGCGGCGCUCCAGAACCUCCGUCUCGCCAGCUCACGAGGAAGUAGCGGAAAGCCAACGCGCUCCAUCCUCGUCCUCUACAUCCUCCUCAACCCGUCCCUCCUCCCCUCGUACCUGCUGUCCAGGGCACGCACGACAGCACUAUCACGGCAGUGGCCCGACCUGCCGGCCCACGACCCGCGGCGCAAGGCAUGGACGCUGCUCGUGCGGAUUGAGAACCUCGCGCGCGCGUGGGAGCUGGCCGGGUGGGGCUUGUUCCUCUACGAUCGCGAGUACCCCUCGCUGCUCAUGCGCAUCCUGGGCCUCAAGCUCGUACCGACGAGCCCACACCUCGCCCGCAUGGUGUCGUACGAGUUUAUGAACCGCCAGCUCGUGUGGGGUGCCAUGACCGAGUUCCUCAUGUUCGCGAUCCCGCGCUUCCCCGGCCUGCCGCGCGUGCUCAACCCCGCCGUGCUCGCCGCGCCCGUCAAGGCGUUCCUCUCGCAGCCGACCAUGAUCGACUACGAGGCGCUCUCGGCCGCGCACACGGCGACCAACACGGCCAAGAAGAAGGGCGCGCCGGUCCCCGUCGCGGCGCAUGCCGGCGUCGUCGCUGGCAUCCCGCGGCAUACGUGCCCCGUGUGCUAUCUGCGGCGCACGACCACGCCCGUCGCGAUUUCCGGAACCGACAUCUCGCUGCCCCCACUGACGGCGGACGACGCGGCAGCCAACGACGAGGCAAAUGACAACGAGGACAGGAUCUUCAUCCCAGCACAGACAGACUGCUGGGGCGGGUGCAAGUACUGCUACUACUGCAUCGCGGACGAGCUCGCGCGCUGGGACAAGGAGCAGGCCGAGGUCGCGGGAGGCAAGGUGCGCAAGGCGGACAAGUGGACGUGUCUGCGCUGCGGCGGCGGCGUGACGCGCGCGUGGAGGGCCGGCGCCGAGCCCCUGUCUGUCGAGACGACGUCUGAGAGCGAGGCGGCGGGCACGGGCAGCGAGAGCGAGUGGGAGGUGGUGAACGGGGACGCCGCGGUGGGGUCCGCCCCGGGGUCGGGGCCAGCGAGCCCGAGUCCAUAGAUGUGGGCGUGAUUGGGUUAAUGCAGCA